CGCGCGAGCUCUCCUCCCUCACCUUGUCACGAACAUCACACCCAUCAAUCCAUCUCCUGCACACAUCUACAAUCAUGAAGGGAGCACUCAUGGCAUCGGCCCUGGUGGCCGGCGCCCAGGCUGGCGUCCACAAGAUGAAGCUCCAGAAGGUACCCUUGUCCGAGCAGCUGGAGGGCAUGGACAUCGAGACGCAAGUCCAGCGCCUCGGACAGAAGUACAUGGGCAUUCGCCCCCAGAGCCGCCUCGAUGAGAUGUUCAAAGAGACAUCCGUCCACGCCGAGAAGGGCCACCCCGUCGCCGUCGACAACUUCCUGAAUGCGCAAUACUUCAGCCAGAUUGCCGUCGGAACGCCACCACAAGAGUUCAAGGUUGUUUUGGACACUGGCAGCUCCAACCUGUGGGUGCCUAGCCAAGAGUGCGGCAGCAUUGCAUGCUACUUGCACAGCAAGUAUGACCACAGCGAGUCAAGCACAUACAAGAAGAAUGGCUCCAGCUUCGCCAUUAGAUACGGCUCAGGUAGCUUGGAGGGCUACGUCAGCCAGGACACCGUCCAGAUUGGCGACUUGAAGAUCAAGGACCAGCUCUUUGCUGAGGCUACUUCGGAGCCCGGCCUUGCAUUUGCCUUCGGCCGCUUCGAUGGUAUCUUGGGUCUUGGUUACGACACCAUCUCCGUCAACGGUAUCCCACCGCCAUUCUACAACAUGAUCGACCAAGGUCUGCUCGACGAGAAGGUCUUCGCCUUCUACUUGAGCUCCACCGACAAGGGCGACGAGUCUGAGGCCAUCUUCGGCGGUGUCAACAAGGACCACUACACAGGUGACCUCACCAAGAUCCCUCUCCGCCGCAAGGCAUACUGGGAGGUUGAUCUUGAUGCCAUCGCCUUCGGAGACCAGCUUGCUGAGAUUGACUCCACUGGCGCUAUCCUCGACACUGGCACCUCGCUCAUCGCUCUCCCAUCGACUCUUGCUGAGCUUUUGAACAAGGAGAUUGGCGCAAAGAAGUCUUACAACGGCCAGUACACAGUGGACUGCAGCAAGCGUGACUCUCUUCCAGACCUCACCUUCACUCUCACCGGCCACAACUUCACCAUCGAUGCAUUCGACUACAUUCUCGAAGUGCAAGGCAGCUGUAUCUCCGCCUUCAUGGGCUUUGAUAUUCCAGAGCCAGCUGGUCCUCUUGCCAUUCUUGGAGAUGCCUUCCUCCGCAAGUGGUACUCCGUGUACGAUCUCGAGAACAACGCUGUUGGUCUGGCCAAGGCCAAGUAAAUGUCGCCUGGUCAAGAGUCCAUUACGAUGUAUGAUGAGCAACGCGUCAGCACACGGCUGAGGAGGAGGACGAGUGACAGCCGUCAGAAGAGCUGUGGUGAACAUGGUAUCUAGAUUGUACCUAGUAAUGCAUUUCAUAGUGUGCGGAACGUGUAUGAAAAGCACUUGCACGCAGCCAUCACUGUAUUUUGACACUCUGGGAGCA
Messenger RNA from Cercospora beticola, 1470 nucleotides. RefSeq names its product proteinase A (gene PEP4). The record is from RefSeq and is a predicted model, not a curated record. Gene Ontology annotation, cellular component: fungal-type vacuole. Gene Ontology annotation, molecular function: aspartic-type endopeptidase activity. Lineage: Eukaryota; Fungi; Ascomycota; Dothideomycetes; Mycosphaerellales; Mycosphaerellaceae. Gene Ontology annotation, biological process: proteolysis.